AUGUGGCAGCAGCUAUCACUCACCCCCCCAUCCCCAUUUCUUUCUAUCCCCUCCCUCUCUGCCUCUCUCUCUCUCUCUCUCUCUAUUUCUCUCUCUCUCUCUCACUCUCUUCACCUCUACCUCUGCAGUACCUCUCUUGCUCAUUCUUCCCUGUGCCGGCUGGGGAGACACGCGCUUUCUGCUUUUUCUGCCCUGGCUGCUGGCUCUGCUCCAGCAUCGCUCCGUGCCUCUCGUGUGCCCUGCUCUCUCCCCCCCUCCUCUCCUCCUCCAGCCUAUGUCUCCCUCUAUGGGGUUUGUUGGACAGCCUGCAUCCCUGGCCGCUGCUGCUGGAGAGGUGGAACUGUCCGUCGCUUUGCUGCUACAUCGCAACUGCUCUGCCUCCUCACUGCCUUCUGCCUCACGCUCUCUUUUGCUGGAUAAUCAUCACUGAGACUGCAAGAGACGGUGACAGAGGACAGGAGAAGGAGGGGAGAGAAACGGAGAGAGCCUGCACUCUUCAUUUAACUGCUGCAUUCUUCAGUUUGUCUCUUCUUCUGCUUCCCAGGGCUGCUGGAGUGCAGUACAGGGAACAACUGGUCGGGAGAGAGUACCCCGAAGGGAUUUAUACUCCUUUUUUUGCGCUUCCUCCCUCUGUUCAUUUCUGGGACAGAGUGCAGAGGAGGAGAGAAGAGGGAGGGACUGAGAGCAGGACUUCAGACUCAGCUACACAGCUCAGUGUCCUGCCUUGGUCCAGAGACACAUUAGACAGACUCACACACACACAUACACACACAUAUUUGCAUAGAUAGGACUCGAGCUGGCCAGUCUGGCAAAAGGGGAAAGAUUGACAAAGAUUUUCUUCAUAGACACAGACAGACAACAACACAGACAGACAGACUUGGUGUCAUGGCGUCAGUGGACAGCACCGGUUCGAGUGUCUCUGGUCGGCUGAGAUCAGGGGAUCUUCUCCCUGCUGGUCUGGUAGUUGCUUUGCUGCUUGGUAAGUUAUACUUCCCCCUGUAUCUUUAGCUGCCUUGUGAUUCCUCACUUCCCUGCUGUAUCUCAUACAUCGCACUGCAAACUAACUUGUUUCUACAGGCUUCUGCACCUUCUUCUUUGGCUUCUUUUGCAUCCUUUGAGUAUUUUUGAAACAAUUCUGGGUGGGUGUGUUGCUCAAAAACAUGUAGACCCUCUUUUUUAUUAAGGUUAAUAACUCUUAACACUAUUCUCUUGACUACCUGGGGGCUAAAAUGUGCUCAAAUUGGCAAAAUGUGAUGUCACAUGUUUACUUGUUCUACUUUAAAGAGACAUCAAGGUCAACAACCUUCAAAACUUCACUAAUCUGGACUUAUUCAUGUUAAAUUGUUGUUUGCAAAUCAGGUUGUGUGACUUGUUUCCAUUUUGGGGGGUUCCUCUUGUCAAAAUAAAUAAAUCCGAAAGAUGAAAAAAACAUUUUUGUUCAGAAAAAAUAUUAAAAAAAGUUAUUCAAAAGAUGUUUCUGACUGUUCCAGUUGAAAUGUAUGUGGGUGUGUGGGUGUUUAUAGUAUCACCGGUGCUGACAAGUGCUGCAGUGUUGAUCUGUUCUUUUACUCACUCCCUGGUUUUGUUGUUGCACCCAAUAGUGCCCCCACACCCCAACGUUUUCCCCAGAUAUCAGUUACUCAAACUCAGCACUGUUGAGCUCUGAGGCAGAACAAGAACAAAAGGGUUGUGUGAAGUAAUACAUUUCAGUGCAACUGUAAAAUAAACAUUAUAAAAGUAAUAAAAUUAUCAUUUAAAUGGGUUUUACUCCAAUUCAACAUUGACAAACACUGCACAGAAGAAAUUCUAAGAGAAAAAUAGCCCAGAAUGAAAUAAAGAUAGUUUCUGAUUUUAAAAUAGCAAUUUUUGUUCAGUUUUUCUUUGGAUUUAUUCAAGAAAAUGUUGAACAACUUUGCUUUUUAAGUAAUAGAAAUUAAGUGUUGGUAAAAAAAAUAAAUAAUAAAAAUAAAAAAGAUGCAACCUUGAGUUUGAGUAAUUAAUCUUUGAUUAAUGUCACACUUUAAGUUCAAAUGACUGAUUUUAUACAGAUCCUGAUAAAAAUUACCUUUUUACACACUUGUUUUUGUUCAUUUGACUGUCAAAAGAAUGAAUAUUAAAAGGUUAAUAAGGAUUAGACACAGUUCGAUAGAAGAUAAAUUACAAAAUAACUCGAUUUGAUUGACAAGAAGGCUCAUGGUACAGCUGAUUCAUUGGAAUCACACAGUCAAAAUGUUGUUUUUGUUUGCGGAUGUGCUGGUUUAGUCGAUUAGGCAAUUAAGCAUUGUCACCCUUACUAAUCAGCACCAGAAUUACUGUUUAAUAAAAUGACUUAUUUGUCACCCACUAGUAGCUCUGACUGUAGCUCCAGUUAAUGGCGACUGCUAUAAUGCUGCAAUGCUCUACUUCCUGGAUAUGAGCAAGCAGAGACGACCAAUGGCAUCUCUGAUUCUGUCGUAUUUUGAUUCAGGUUGUGUCCGGUUAAGUCAGCCAGAGUAAUGCACAACAAGCACAGAAGUAGAUGUUCACAUGCAGGAAUGAUUGAAGGCUUUUGGUGCCGUCUCUGUCUAUAUGAGCCACACUCAGCACACCAAUCUGAUAUUAUUUACCUGCUUAGUCUUGUACUCUGUGUGGGAAAUUUCUUGAAUUAGUCCGUCACAUCUGCAAGCAAAUGGCUGCACAAUUUCCAACUGCCAAAAACACAUUUACUGUCAAUGUUUUGACACCAUCAGAUUUUGAAGCAUUUUAAACGGUGGCUCUGGAGCUUUUUCUUCUAGAAUGAUGUUCAGAAGAUUUACAUGUUCCACUCAGUUGUUUUACUUUUUCAACAUAAAACUUUUUACACAGAAAAAUGACAUUUGCCUCAUACUUCAACCUAAGCAAGUUUAGUGGAUGUGAUUAGUGGAGACAGAAAAGGCAAAUCAAUGUAUUUUUCCAUAUGCUUGUGCACACAUACUUUAUGCCUUUGUGUUUAUGUCUGUGCCCCAAGUGGGCCAACAAAGUCAAAAAGUUCACCCCUGGCUGUCGGCCACUUGUGAGCUUGAAUUUAAGAACUUUUUCAGCCCAAGCAGCCUGCAAAAGGGCAUUUCAUUUCACAGCACAGUUUUCUUAAAAUGUUUGACUUCAACAUGAGGAAGGCUGUCACUAUGACACAACUGUGGGAUUGAUUAAUGAGAUUUAAUACAUCAAAGAGUAGGGGUGUCCCGAUACAACUUUUUUCAUUCUGAUACAAUACCAAUAUUGUAACCUUUAGUAUUGACUGAUACCGGUAUUUAUCCGAUAUCCUUGCUACUCCAUUAGUACCUUUGUACACACUGUUGUUGUGAUUAACUGGGCUCUGCAUGCUGGAUUUAGGCACUGCAAGAUAUAGGUGCUGGAGCAGAGUCUGAAAUGGACUGCUUGUAUCGGGGUGGUGAUACUGGAGAUUUCAGAUGUAGGCCGAUAUAAUCAAUAUUCGCUUUUUUUUUUUCCGAUAUCGGACCGAUAUUCGAUAUCAGUAUCGGAUUGGGACACCAGGGUCGAGUAAAACAUGAGUUAUAUCUGUAUUGUUAGUUUUUCAAACACAUUGGCUAACGUUUGCUAAAUCAGCAAAACCAAAAAGAGGAAAAACCAAAUUAAUAAUUUUUCUUACAACAUUUCCCUCAGUAAUCGACUACAAAUGUAAAGAUAUCUAAGGACUCAUUAACUUGUCUUUACUACACAUGUUAAUUUAUUUCAAUUAGUUAAGUGUGCAUACUGGGCCAUUUCAACCUUUGAAAGUCCUGAGCAUAUGGGCCCACCGAUCUGGUCCUGUCAGUCAGCAUAACCUUACUGAAGUAACGCUCAAUCCUGGAUAGAAAACCUUAAUACUCUCAGAAAGACCUCUGGUAUCUUCCAGGAAUUGAAAACGAGCUCAACAACUUGCUAGCUAGCAAGAGACGUCUCUAAAGGAUUGUUUUGCCUCAAGCUAACCCUACAUCUACAAAUUCAUUCAGUGGAGCUGUGUGACAUAUGCAAAAGGGGGUGUUAUUCCACCUUGUGCCCCUUCCUCCUCCAGUCCAAGUGCAAAUUAACUUCUUUGUUUGAUCAUCUCCCUGUGCUGGAAUUUAAUAUCUUAGGUCUUUUCAGCAGAGUAGUUGUUAUUUGCUGCUUUUAUUUUAUCCUGGCUUCACACGGUUUGUCAUGAACAUUUUAAUCAAGUCCAGAUUGCGUGCCCUCGUACCCCGCAAGCGCUACCUUAGGUUAAGUUCUUUGAGUUUUACACCUUAACACAAACUCUCUACCAUUAGUUUAUUAGACUAUGUUUAUUUUGAUUUGUAAAUGAGAUGUUUAAACCAGCCUUCUGCAACUUAAUGACAUUUAAUUCAGUUUGGGUUGCUUUAUUUCAGCUGAAGUAUUAUUAUGUUUUUAUUUGUUUUCACUUAAACCAAUGGUGAACUUAAUUUAAAACCCCUGUAAGGAACUUUAAGUUUGUGCAUCCCCAUGGAAAGUAGGGUCCCCUGUCAACAAAUCUCGUCCUGCUAACUUUUAACAUUCAAAUCUUUUAUUAGUUGUGAAUAUUUUAUGUGGAGCCGUUUCAAUUUUGUUACUGCUGUUCUUGUUUGCUUUUUUAUAUCAUAAAAGAAGCAUCAAUAUGAAUGUCAGUUAAAGUCUAAACUCCUCACAGGAGCUUUAAUGAAUUCAUUACAAGUAAGUUCAGUCCGUUUUUCUUAGUUAUCCCUGCUGUCUUUGUUUCCUCUCCAAUCUAUUGUGCACUGUCUUUUAGUGAGCUUACGUAGUGAGGUUACGUCUCUAAACACACAUAUCGUACUGUAAAUCUGUUGAAAUUUAAAGCCCUCGGACAGCCGUUUCCCCCUGUUAAAUUCUUCUCUCUGUUCUCUGUUAUUUCUGCCAAAAACAUCCAAGCAGUCUCCCUCUGCAGAUUUCUCGGCUCCAGGAUUCCAGGAAAUGAAGCCAGAGGACAAACAAACAGAACAAAGCCAUAAUCAAAAAGCAUCUCCAGUAUAAGAGUACAAUAAGAGACUGUCAAAAUACCAAACUUAACUCAAAGGUUACCUAACCUUCCUCGUCUGUUCUACUCAAAGGUUGAGCUAAAACAGACAGUCAUGCGAAACAAUGCAGAGUAUCAGUAAGUGCUCACUUUGUCAUGUAAGCGUGAUAAUCAUACCACAUGUUGUUACUUGUUUGCAUGGCUAUUAUCUUACAUGUGUUUGUAUCUGUACAUGCUAACAUGAGCCAGCCUUGGCCUCUGAUGAUUGAGUUACUUAGCUGCUGCUGUAACUCUCUUCUCUGCUGUCACUCACUCACCUUGGAGAGGACAGCUCACUCCAUGUCCCCUCUCCAUAUCUAUCCCUUGUGACCCUUUCCAUCAGUUCCUAUACACUCUACCUCUUUCAUUACCCCUGCUCCCCCAUUUAAUCUCCCUUUUGCCUCAUCGUUCCCAUCACCUCUCUCUCUCUCUCUCUCUCUCUCCCUCUCUGUCUGUCUGUCUCUCUAUCUCUCAUGGAGGUAAUGGUGUCCUCGGUCAGUUCUCUAUGGGUUCACUCAGAAACACAUUAACCCUCCAAUCUCUGGCCUACUUAAAAUAAGAAAAAAAAAAAACAUCAUGUCACCUUGACUGUCAGCCAAGGACACACACACAAGUGCACACUCAAGUGCCAAGCACAUACGCACAUGCAGUUAGUUGCUUUUGCUACCAUCAGUGAUGCAGAUAUUGAUGUUUCCCAACUGGAACAAAAAGAUAUUUGAUAGUGGAGCUAAAAAUAUCAUACAUACAAGCCUAUUACUCAUGUACACACACACACGAACCACACGUACACAACAUAGCAUAGUACAUUACUAAAGUAUGUGAGUCAAACUAUAAAGAUAGAAGAACAGAGGGCAGGGAGGGUGGAGAUAAAAAAGGAUAGCAGAGAGAAGAGGUGUGAAAUGAGGGAGGAGAGAGAUCUAUUUGUAGACAUGGGGGACACUCCUCUCAGAAAUGUUAAACAUUACUAUGUCUGGAUAAAGAUGCACAGCAUGAGUCUUUCAGGGGACAGAUUGUCUCUAUCUGAUUUUGUUCCCCUUUGCACUAUUAUUCCCUCUAGAUCACUUCCUGGGCUGCUGAGUGGCGUGGGGCGGUAAUUAUUGAUGGUCUACUUGACAUGGUUUAAAGGUUUAUAUAGAGUGUCAGCCAGCCACUGCGUAACAUUCAAAACCUCGAAAUGAUCACUGGGCAUGUUUUUUUUUUUUUGUGGUUCUAGAAAUAGAAACAAGCUUCCGAAAUUGUUCCUUUUCUUCUCUGUAGUUAUUGCAUCUCUAAGGAAAAAUGGAAGACAGGAAGACAGAGGAGUUUAUUAAAAGUGAGAGAUUAAAGUGCCAACUUCUGUGAGCAGGAAUAAUAAGAGCAUAUAACAGAAAGCUAAACCUGAAACAGAAAAGGACAAGGAGAAGCCAAACGGUCGGAGUUGUGUCUGAAAGUAGAGGAGACAUGAUACGAUAACGGCAGAGAGGAGAUAAAAAUAUCGAAUGUUAGAUGACAAGAUGAAAGAGUUGAGCUUGACAUGAGACCAAUUUGGAAAACUGAACAAAAGGAGAAAACAGGGAGCUUGGCAAAACCAAAAUUGAACCUGUGACGAGGAUACCUUUCUCAUUUUGAAAAAAAAAAAGGGAUUUUUAUUAAAAAUAAUAUGAAGUGUCUCAAUACUGACAGAUACCUUCAUAAACUGGGAAACUCGUCAGUAAAUCUAUGAGAAACAUUCUUAUAUAGCUUAAGGGUCUGCUGUUUGAUUAAGAAGAAAAGGUACUACCCUAAACGUAUUUAAUACUUUUAGUUUGAAAAAGGAAUGUAACGAUAUGAAAAUUCAACAUCACGAUUAUUGUGACCAAAAUUAUCAAUAUUAUCAUGGUAUUGUUGAAGUAUGUUCAAAAUGUUUAAAAAAAAGCUUAUACAUACCCUGAAAUUAUUCAACAAAGUUUUAUUUUGAAAAAAAACAAACAAAAUAAAACGCAGAAUGAACUUUUCCUUAACCUUUGAUAACAGAGGAAUGAUAAGCUUAAAAAAUUAAAGAUGGGACCUUAAAAGAGCCAGAGGUUAGCAACACUAGUGCUAGUAAUAACAAAGUACAAAGUGAUGAGCCAGUGGCAUAAACAUGAACAUUAUAACAAAUAAAUAACAUUUAAAUAAAAUGACAUUCCUUAUUGUGCAAAUUGUAAGAAUCUUCAGUGCUAAAAAAGAUCUACUCUAACAAAUAUAAAACAGAGCAACACUACUAUAUGAAACAAUAUAACCACAUGUAAACACAUGUGUAGUGCAGGUGUUUAAAAUAACAUAAAAUAUGUCAACAAAUCCAAUGAACCACACUGAUUGUCCGUUUUCUCCACCACAAGGUGCUGCUGCUGACUUUGUUCACUACUUGAGAUUGAAAUGUAAACAUGUCAGCAGAUUUACUUUCCUGGUUUGAGUCGUGAUCCGCGAGGGGAAACAAUGUGCUCACUGGCACUGAAUAGCCUCUCGGAUGGCGAGCUAGUUGCUGGGAUGCACAAAAGCUUCCUGGCAACCCUCACAACCCUUGGUAAAGCCGAAAUACGCCCAGACUUCGGACUUUGUUUUCUUUGACAGCGGGAAAAAUCUCUGCAACAUGGUCGGCAAAACUGCAAAACUGUCCUCCGCCAUGUUGACAAGUUGUAUCCUGCGCAAUGGGACUACUGCGUGCGGCUGCUCUUCUCAGCACUGAGCAGUCUUUGAGCUUUUCCAGAGUGCGGCAAUCAAACACAGUUUUAACGGUAAUUAGAAUUUGAAACGGUAGUACUAACCGUCAGACAUUUUACCACGGUUUAUCAUUUUACCGGUAAUCGUUACAUCCCUAGUUUGAAAAUGUGUCUCUGAUGCUCUUUGAAUAACACAAGGAGCUGGAUGUUUACGAUAACUCCCUGCUGACAGUUGAUAUUGCUCAGUAUUAAGAAAAAGUACAAUUAAAUUAAACUUGAUGAAAUAUAAGCUACGGCAAUCUGCUUUUAGAGAAAUGGUUUAAUACUUAAUCAACUUGACCGUUGUUGGAAUUUUCAGUUUUAUUGUUGUGAUAAUAUGAUGGGCGGUGGGUGGGGGGCGUAAUGCACAUGGCAGUACUGGUAACUUUUAUUUACUUAUUUUACUAUUGCAUCCCUUUUGGUUUUGAAUACCAAGGCAUGUUUGAGAUAGUUUACUGUGGUAUGUCAGUGCCAAAACAACAAGUGGCAGCACAUCAAAACUCCUAAGUGAGCAACCCCAUCCGGUUCCAGUGUCCAAAAUCCAAAUUCCAAUCUGUGAUUUGAUAGUAGGACCCAGGGUUACACUGGAUUCCAGAGCUAGUUUGUGAUUGAUUUAUUCCAGAUUGUUAUGUUAUUAUAAAGCUGCAAGGUAGCUAGUGUGAAAUUCUUGUUAGGAUUAAGUCCUUGAAAAACACACGGCCAACACGGACAACACGGAUAAGUAUGUACUCUUACGCUUCUUGCAUCAUGUCCAAGUGCAAUGUGAUCUUCAGCAGGUCAGUGCAGGGAAGAGGGUUUAUAAAUAGGCCCCAAGUGUGUGAGAGACAUUAGAGCAACAAUCUGAGAAUCACUGCAGCUGUCCCUGCAAAACCGACAGAACCCACACAACCAGGAUCACUUUACCUCAGCCGUCACUGGGCACAAUCUUCAGCAGCACAAAUUUGUCAUUUAAUUUGUGUAACCAUAACUGAACCGUUGAGGUAAGGGACAGAAAAAUAUAACUAUAACACAUAAGAAUUUUACAAACAAUCGAUACAUGUAUUCAGCAAACCUGACUACCGGGGUUUCAACAUAGCAAAGAGGUGUACCUCCUACUUCACAAAUUACGUCAACCCACAGUGACCCUUUUCUUGCUUUACCUUGGUCAUCUAUCUUAGGUGAGCAGAGUGUCUGCACAGCUGAGUCUCUUUGCAGAAGAUAGAGGUAGAGGGGGGCUCUCUGAACUUACAUAUUAUUAAAAUUUAUCUGAAGUAUUUGUGGACGAGUUGUUCACCUUAAAGGUGGGGUAGGCAGGAUUUGAGGAAGUGCCAGUUUUGGGGAGAAAUCUUGAAUGUAACACUACCCCUCCCAACCAGUUUUCCCCUCAGCUCCUCCUCUCCCCUCUAUCUCUGCUCCAGCAAGCCCCGCCCACAAACAGAUACUCCUGCUCGCUCAUAUCGUUCCAAUUAAAUUCAGAUAUAAUGCAGAUAAAUAUUUCAGAUACUUACAAAUGGGGCCCAGUCAACGUGAAAGUAAACAGCAUUGGUGCUACUGUCUCCCGUAUUUAUUUCAUUUUCUUGCUUGUGUUGGCAGUCGUGGCUAAAGGAGGAUUUAGACAAUCUUCCAUACUUUCUGGUUGGUUUCUACUGUCUGAUAUUGUUGCACGCUAACUUUGUUUGGGCUCCUGAACGACACUGGGGAGCAGUGUCUACCUCACAACCAAUCAGGAUGGGGGAGGCGGAGAAUGGCUUUGUUUACAGUCAGAAAGAGCGGUGCGCUCUAAAAUUUUAAAAUAUUGACUACACAGACAUAACAAAACACAGCAAUACUGUUAUAUUACCAAAUGUCAUCAAUGACUAAUAACUAUUGACUGAUAUUAAAAGCUUUUUUGUAAAUAUACAGAUGCUUCUUAAACAGAAUCCUGCCUACUCCACCUUUAAUAGAAAUGCAAGCCUGAGUUCACCUGUGCUGAGGUGAUGGACUGCAGCCACAGAUGCCACUGUUAGCUGUGUUUAAAGUGUUGUUUGUGAACAGGAGACUGUACCAUGUUGAAAACAUUGUGGGGCAUCAAAUUUACGCCGUGCUAAAAUAAACACUUUAUCAUAUUGGACAUGCUUCUUUGCUUGUAUAAGGACCCGAGACUGCUUUAUCACCCUAUAAGUUGCCAGUGCCACCCAUUGGAUUUGGAUUAUAGUAAAACAAGCAUUGGCGGAAAGUUUUAUGUUAAUGAGAUUCUACUUUGUAGUAAAGCUGUAUGAGUUCUUUUCACGCAUUGACAUUUAGAGGACAACUACUCUUUCAGACCUCGGGGUAAAACUUCUAAAAAUUCUCCAAAACUCUUGUGACAUUUGGUCCCCAGCAACAUGUUCUCCACAUUUCCUCUCUGCUCGUCCUCUGUGCAAAGUCUUGAGUACAAAGACUCUACAGAGAGCGAGCAGGAGGUGGGGCAGAUGGAUCUGAUGGGACCCUUGUUUAGCUCUGAAGACAAGGCUGGAUGUACAGGAAACAGAAUAAAAGAUGAAGUCACUUUCUUUUCCACAAAGCUCAGGUUAUGGCUUGAAGACUUGAUACCUCCCCUGAGCCUAACUCCACCAAGAAAUAAAGAAAACAUGUUCAGGCAACAUCAGAGCCAGAGCAGCAAACGAAGACAUAUGCUGAAUUGGCAGAUAUAAGCAGUCAUGUUAAGUGCCUUAAGUGAAAAUGCUUUUCAUGUAUUAUUCAUUCAUUUAGUCUUUUCUACUCAUAUAUUUAUUAUUCUUAUUUUUAGAGGUACACUGAUUAAUCAUUUGAGAUUUAAUUUAUUUUGAAUUGAUCUGCAUGGGCUAAUGUCUGCAGUCACUAGCCAGUAUGUAUCUCAUAUCUCAUGUAUCUCAUUACCACUUACUAUUGCUAUUUCACUUAUUAUUACAUUAUUUUAUUGGCAUUAUAUAUUGUCCAUCAGGCAAACAACUCUCUUAUUAUUGGCAUCUGCUGUUAAAAACUGAUAUCAGUCAACCAUAUAUAAUUAUUAUUUAUUUUUUUUAUGGGGUCAGUGUUUACAAUAGUGUCAAACUUCAUGUCAGAGAGAUUAAACACUUCUUUAGGGGAACUUUAACUAUUUGAUUCAUUCAGAGCAUUGCCUUAAAUCGACAAAAAUAUGAUUUCUUAUCUAGAUUUGAUCUGUUACACACUUUGUCAUUGUGUUGCCCUUGAUAAAAAAAAAUAUAUCAUGAAAAACACUUUAAACAGUGUAAGACAGACUAUCAGUGAGUUGGAAAAAAAGAUGUAAUGUUUUCCUUUAUUUAGUUGAUAAAUAAAAUGGCAUAUUUUACCACUAAGAAUAAGUAUGGAGUAUGUGGGGGAGAGGGAGCUGUCAUUUCAUGAGCUCUACUCACCGUUAGUAAGCUACUUAAGUUUGUAAUGCCAUUACUCAUGAGCAGCACUUACCGUUUACAGUAAUCCCACACCAGUGAUUCCCAAACUGAGGGGCGGGACCCCAGGGGAAGGGGGGUGGAGUUAUGACAAGGAGGGCGCAAUAAGGCUUGAAAGAAAUACACAGUUCUGCACAGCUAGUAAGGCAUGGCAAAUUUUGUUGAAAGGGUUGUCAAGUAAAAGUAAGUGUGACAAUGAAUCUAAACCAAAUGUCAGCACCACUUACCUAAAUGCUAAAUAUUAAUAAGUCGUAUCUCAUCCAGGCUUAGCCUCUGCCAACAGAGGGCCAUCUACACAUCCACAAAAGUGUAUAUAUUUUUUGCAGUGAUUUGAAUGAUUAAAAGAUACAGGAAUUUGUUAGCAAAUAUGUUUUCUGAUGGCGUGUUUCACUUGAUAUGACUAUUAGACAUAUUUUUUAUGUGUUGGUGUGUUUACUAGUGAGUAAAGGAAGCUCAAUAUGUUUCAUUUAUCAAAUGGGGGCCAUGCAGAAAUAGUCUGAGUACCACUUUCUUACACCAACCCAACAUACCACACAACAUGAUUAUUUUACACUUGGUCAGUGUUGCUUGAAAACUAUUGAAGCAAAGCAACACAUACGCUAGCCGAGGACUCGAGUGUGUACACUGUGAUGGUUUUGAACUGCCCUGUGCUUUCAAAGUACAGUUUAAAGUUUUGGUUUUCUGUUUUCUUUUGGUUUAUCAAAAUUCUUUAAUGUGAUUUUUCUCUGAUUUUCUUUUUCUAAAGAAGGGGGUAUUAUGCAUUUUUUCAAAUUCUAUACUUCCUAUCUGAUACAUCUUAAAUCACUUUACAUGAUUUUCAGAUAAAAAAGCCUCCUGUUUCUCACUUUAUUAAAAUACCAUUAUUUCACUCUCUGCCUGAAACACUUUGCGUCAGCUAAUGAUGUGUCGUUCGCGAACGAUUCGUUCAAAAGAACCAAAUCUUUUAAAUGAACGUACUGAACCGAAUCACUUCCUCCAGUGAUUCGUUUUUUUCUCACUUCAGUUGAGUGGAAGUGAGAAACAGCGUUGCAAGGCCAGCAGCCGGCGAACAAGGAACCACAUGCACUGACGCCUGAAUCACUUGGUUAACAAAUCACGCAUUGAACUACACUCUCUGGAAUCAUUUUUGUCGAACAAAACUACCUUUUUUUUUCACUGCUAAAUUGCCACCACAACAACUUGCAUCCAAUAGGACGCAGCAUGUAACAAGUAGUGCAUUAAACCCACAGCAUCCUAUCAUUGCAGCAGUUUGCGAGGGAACGGUGCAUGUUCAGUGUGAAUUCCUCUAAACGUUCAGUGAACGAAUCACUCACUGACCCCAACCUACCGAGCAGACCUGAUAAAUAGCGUACCAUAGUACAGUACACUUAAAACAUCAUGACUUAUAAGUUCAUUCACACAGCCAAACACUCUCGUCUCUUGGUCCCAGAAGCUAUGAAUUGAACUGAAUCCUUAACCGUUCAGCUUUGAAUCAGUUCAGGAGGUCGAAGUCACAGGCUUCUCCAGCUAAAUGAUUCGGUGAUUUGGUGAACGAAUCUUUUGAACAAAUCUUUUUAGUGAACUGAUUCUAGUGAUUCAGUACAUCUAAAAGAACUGCUGUGCCCAUCACUAGUUUCAGCUGCUGUCUCUUAAAGCCCUUUUGAGCAGUUUUUGUUGUAAAUGUGGAAAAGCAUAAUACCACCCCUUUAAACAUUUUUUAGAGCUUAUUUUUGUCUCUCAUCCUUCAGGUGUAUGGAGUGUUGGAGGACUGGAAGUCUCAACAGGUAAAGUGUCCUCAAUCGAAGCGAUGAACGGCUCAACUGUCUUGCUGCCCUGCACCUACUCGUCCUGUAUUGGCAUCAAAAACCUCUACUUCAACUGGCAGUAUAAUGACAACGGCACAAUGUACAAGGUACAGCACACUUGCUCAGGCACACACACACACACAGACACUCACAAAAGUUUGAGUUACACAAAUAAAUUGCAGAAAGAAACCGCAAUGUUUUUGCCAUUUCCUAACUGCAGGCAGCAUUGGGAACACUACCAGAUUUAUAAAGAUUUUCAUGUGAACAUCUGACUACUUUCAUGUGUACACAACAACUGUUGUGUGUGUGUGUGUGUUUGUGUGUAGUAUGUUGAAGCUGUGAUUCCCAUUGAGAAUGUGGAGCCCAAAGUCCUUGUGUACCAUGAGCGUGUGGAGUUUGUCGGCUCCGCGAAGAGCAACAACAUUUCCAUUCUGUUGUAUAACAUCACCUUUGAGGACGAGGGAGAGUACACCUGUUUCGCCAGGAACCCCAAGGAGAAGAAUCGUAACCACAGCGCUAUCUUCACUCUUAUAGUGGUGGACCAAAGUAUGUAACAGAUGCACUCCCUACUAUACACCUUGCUAUUUUCUUUUUCUUGCUUAUUGUGGUUGUGUCUUUGAACAUAAAAAAUGUAGACCUUUUAUUGUACAUUUUAUGAAAUUUUUCCUUAACUAUCUGCCUCUCUAUCUCUCUGCUUCUUCUCAGUGAAGGAGGUUGACAACACUCUGACAACCAUUAUUGUUUCAGUGCUUGGAGGAGUCAUUGGCUUGGUUAUCAUUGUAAUGGUGAUAAAGGCCCUGGUUGUUCACUUCCUGCUGAAGGAUGAUGAGAAGAAGUAAGUAUACCACUGGGUACAGACCAUAGACUGUAUAUAGAAUGGACGUCAUAUGCCUCCUCGCUGGGUGAAGCCACCGGGAGAACAGCACCCUCUGGUGACGGGCUGCAGUAUAGGUUAUAAAUCCUGCCUCCUUCAGUAAAAAAAUUGAGAUGUGUCAAAACGUUAGAAAUUAAUGACAUGUAGUUAUUGUAAGACUUGUUUGUGCUCAUGUCCUCUCUUUUCUGUACAGCUCCAUUUUUAAAAGUUUUUAGGGGGUUCAUGUUUUCUAUGAUUGACACUUGAUACAGCCUGGGGGUGUACGCAGAUCAUCCAGGGGAUACGCUGUUUGAGCUGAGCAUCAUCACAGCGACUCUACCACUGAAUGCGCACAAUGCUACUGCGCAAGUGGUGGUUCCAGGAAGUGGAGAAAAUUCCAGAGAUACCACAAGCAAUUUGGCUUCAAAUUCAUAUAAUGACAGAAGGCGGAGCAAAGUUGUCUGUAUAUUUACAGUCUUUGGGUUUACAGCCAUAAGCAAGACUUUAAAACAAGAGUAAGGAAAAUACAGAUUAUUGUCAUUCCUCCUUGCGGUAGUGUUUCAUAAAGAAAUAGUCUUCUUGGACCAUUUGCAUUUAAAGUCAUUGAGUUAUUCCAAACUUUUCAUCCGGACAUUUUUCGGUAUGUCUUUCACCGUAAUUCUAAUGACUUUGUUCUACUUUGUGCCCCACGCAGGAUUAUUAUUUGGGUUAUGAGGGUUAGGCUUUGUAAAAUCCCUAUGGUAUCAAUAUAACUAUGCCUUAUCAUACUCGUGCUCUGCCCUCUGCAAGUGUAGCUACAUCUUAACCUUUGGUUUUCUCUGUCUCCUGCAGUAAAGAGUGCCUGGUGAGCUCUUCAGGGAAUGACAACACAGAAAAUGGACUUACAGGAGCCAAAGCUGACAACAAAGGGACACCAAAGGCAUGAGCAGAAUGCAAAAGUAUGUCUGUAUGUUUGUAUAUAUGUUAGACAAAUACACGCUCAGAGAAGACGCUGUUAUUAAUGGACUGUUUUAUCUUACUAGUGGCUAAGUAAUACAACAUGUAAAUGUCUAUUUUAAACCAUGCUUGAGAGUUGGGGGAUGUGAAAUGUGCAUAGGCCUGGAUCACUCUCACCUACACGGCAGCCUAUUUGUUACACAAUGAAAACCUUCUGUUUUCAAAUUCUGCUCUCCAUAUUGAAACUUAACUCUCCUUACAACUGAAUACUUGCCUUUACUUUGAUAUCUUUAUUUAUGUAACAUCUUUGAAGUUUGUUUUACCAUGAGCUUCAACUUGAAACGACUAAAACAUAAUUUUUAAAAAGUGCUUUGUGCUAAAAAGUCCCGCAGUUCCUUUCAGCUCUUUGUUUGUAGACCAAAUUUCAACAAAAAUCAGCUGUCACUGUGGAAAACAGUGAACUGUCUCAUAAGACAUGUUACAAAUGUGUAUGGUACUUCGUUUGAAUUCACCAAGCUCUAUUUCAGUCUACAAGCUUAUGUCAAACUUGGUCCUCAAGCAAACCUGACCUAUGGGAACACACACCUUGAUGCCAUAAUUAACUGCCAAGAUGUCUGCUGAAGAACUGCACAAAAAUGGCUAUAACACUUCUGGUUACCCUACCAGAUCCACCUUUCUAUCUCCAACUGUUAGACAAGAGUUUUGUAUGUAGAUUUAACAUUACUUGAAAUUUAGUCUAAUGACCCAAUGACUUUUUGGAUCCAUUUUCUUUAUGUCUUUAUUCCUCUUUUGUUAUUUUUUUGAUCUAACCAGAAACUUAACUUACUGCCAUGUCAGCCUAAACCUCCGACUUGUAUGUUUACUGCUGGGUCUAAGUUUGACACUGUAGAAGUAUUUGACCCCUUAAUGGUGACAGCAGAAUUUGAUGAACAGCUGGUUUGCCAAGGCUGACAACUGGGCUUUCUAAGGUGACUCAGGGAUCCAGUUCUACACAGGUUUUAUUAUUUUGCUUUAGACGAAACACAGGUGCCUGUUUUGCUUCUGCUCCCUCUGCUGGUGGGAGGAUAAAACACUGAAAAUGUAUAAAACAACAAACCCUAACCCCCCCAAAGACAAUCCCCAGACUACCCAGCUCACUAUAGAAAGGAAUGAACUAAAUCAUGCUGCUUCUAACAAAUAACCAAUGCAUUUUUAGCAUGUGCGCAUUUUAUAUAACUUCAUAUAAUUAUAUGUUGUCUAGCACCACGAUACCAAAACAUUUCUGUGUGUUGCUGUAUGGUACCAUUCAACCCUUCACAUCAACCUUUUAACACCGCUACAGCUUUUCUUACCCCCCUUUUUACCAGGUCAGGGUGCCUGAAAGGUGACUCUUCUUUCAGAGAAAAUGCUUGCAGAAGGGGUGACAGAAACUCAACACUUACUCAGAAGUAAUGACAUUUAAGUCCCUCGAAAUUUUAACCCUCACAGUGAACCGAAGUAGACACUUAGCUCUAUGGGAUGUCAGCAAGGUACUUCAAUUUGGGAGAACAAAAUAUGAAAUUUAUCAGAAAAUCCUAACAGGCUCCGUCCCAAUUCAGACCUUUUAAAAAAGACAAGUUCGUGGCCCAGUAAUACAGGACGCACAUCACUGAGACAGAUCGCUGCGUAAGAAUGUAAGAAAACUCUGUCAGGGAAUAAAUAUCAAAUAUAUUCCAAAAGUAUUUUUUAAAUCAAUCUGAACUAUAUUGUAUACGUUAAUGCUACUAUCAAAUGAAUGUGUAAGUAUCCCAGUAGGCCAGUAAGACCGCUUUCUUUGCCAUUCACCGCUUGAUUUGCCAUAAACUGUGUGACCCUACAAUUAGAAAAUGUUUUCAGUUAAAAAAGUUUGCAAAGAAAAAAAAAAAAGAUUUUGGGCAUUGACGAUAGUUGUUACCAGUUUGUGUAAGUGUACUGAUGUCUCAGCAUGACAGAUUCUGUUUUUCCUCUUUGAAUACAAAUUAACAAGACUCUAGAGAAAGCUUGAAGAGUGACAUAGAAAAUCAGAUAGUAAAACAUGCUCAGAUUUCACAGCUUCUAAUUUUAGACGCUGAAAUGUUUUAUAAUUUUCUUCAGAAAUAAGAAUGUAAAAAUUAAACGUGUUUUUUAAAAUUGUUUUAGUUUAGUUUUAAGAUUGGUAACCAGAGCCUGUGCCCCCUCAGUGAAAGAGGUCUUUACAAAAAAGCUUCCUGGCAUGACCUCCACACCCUCACACAUACUGGUAGCUUCGAUAGCUGUGACAGCUGAAAGCUACACACACAUGACUGCAAGUGCACUCACAUACUAAGAGCCACUCUGAUGCAAGAGCGUAGUACACUGAUCUUGAUUUGAAAAAAUACAAUGUGGCACUUUACCACCGUUUAGAGUCGGUGCAUAACAGGAAAUCAUGGUCUUGUGACUGAAGUUCAUUGUUAUUUUUACACAUAUUUCCAGAUUUAACAAAAAAAUACAUCAUUUGUGUGUGUCAAGUCUUACUGAGUACCUAAGAAUUGUGUCAGAAUGGUUUGAGUGUUGGAAAACUACAUGAUGUCUCACUGGAAAAGUGUUAUAUGGGAAGAUUUAAUCUUAUUUUUCUAAGUGCUUCACUUUUGUCAGCCUGCUGCUCUCUCAUACUGGAGUGCAUUUCCCUUCUUGCUUUCAGUGGAAGCAAUAAGACAGACAUCAGAUUAUGCAAUAACCUGUUGUAAGGCACUUUAUAGAUGUGUCUGGACUGGCUGUGACGGCAACUCUGUUUGUCCAAGACACUGUUCAUUGUACUGAUAUAUGUAUCAACACUGUACUAAUGUAUCAACAUUCGAUUCAUAUAUCUGCAUUUAUCUGCUUUGGAAAACUGUAUUCGCUGAUAACACUGUAACUCUGCAGUGUGGGUGAUACAGUCUCCUUGCUGAGUUGAACACAUGUGAAUGUUACGGAUAUAAGGAAGCGCUACACACACACACACACACACACAGACACAGACACACACACACACACACACACACACACACACACACACAUACACACACACACACACACACACACACACACACACAUGAUUGCCUCUUUGUCUAACCAGUUAUGUAUAGAUCCCUCUGUAAAGAGGAUACAUAUGUACAUCCAAAGUCUUCCGGUAGGGAAAAGCAAUAUUGUGGAGUUGAUCCGUCUGUUAAUGUACUUUUCUUAAUGUAACUCUGAUAUAGAAUAACAAAUACUGAUGGUGGUUCAUGCAGGGAUUGUGAUGCAUUACUUGAACAUUUGUGGCCACAGUUUUCAUAGUUUUAUUCCCACCCUUUCUGUGAUCCCUUGCUAGAUUUUUUUUCACAUGUUUUAGAGCCCAUCAACCUGCCCUCGCUUUUUUGAGAGAUUCUUUAUCAUCUCUAACUUGAUCUUGAUAAAAGUAUAGUAAAAAUAAAACCAUAAUAGAUAAUUAAUAAUAGAUAAUUAUUUAGGUUUAUUAAAGCCCAGGUAUGUGUGAGACAGAUUGAAUCAGUGCUAUGUGAUGUUACAAACAUGAAAUCAAGAUGUGUUCACCCCAUAGAACUGAACCGGAUAUAGGCAUCUGCUUUCUCACCUGUUACAUAAUCAUUUUGUCCCCCCCCACAUGGUCCCCUUUUGACAUUCUGAAGGCUCAAAAGACCUCUUUCUGAACCUGAUAUGAGUCUUGAAGUCAGCCACUUGCUUGCAGUGACUGCUGCAGUGCUGAGUAAGGCUGGUACAGUGGGCCCCAGCCUUGGUGCAGUACAGCACAGUAAAUACAGUAUGACUGCCACCCAGUGGUAAAUGCUAACACAUCAAAUAAUCUGCCCCCUAGUGGACGCUGAUGAGACAUACAAUUUAGACAUGCACUUAAAUUCGUUUUAGAUGACAGCACUGUAUCAUGAAAAACAGUGUCUACUAGUUAUAAAGCAAAAAAAAUGAGGCUGACAUUGUUGCUACACUAAUUGCUUUACUUAAUGCUAAUAGUUAGAUUGUUAUACAUACAAGUUUUUGUAACUCCUGUGCACAUUGGGCAUUUUGACUACAUUCAAAAGGGUGAUGUGUAUGUGUAAGUUUACAAUAAAAAGUCUUAAGAAAAGGAUACAUGCAACAAUUUGUACACACACAAAUCCUCAAUGAAUUUUUCUCUUAUAGUAAGCAUUGAAUAGUUACAGACAGUCUCAGUGUUACUGUCACAUUGUUCACUAAAAAAAAACAAAGUGCUACAAGAGCACUGACUGACCACUUUAAUGAUGUAGAGUUAGUUUUGCUCUUACUGCCAGAGCAGCUGAAACUCAUACUGCCAAUCCAAGAGUCUCACGUCUGCUGUUGUUACAAACACUCUUACAAUAACACACAUCUCACUUCGUACACUGACACUUACUGAAACAUUAAGUUUUGCCGUCAACUACCUUCGAUGGCUAAUACAGUACUAAUUGUGGCAGAUAUUGCUCUGUACUACUUCUGUAUUUCUAGCAGCUGCAACUCACACUGCCAAGCCAAGAGUCUGAUGACUGCUUCCCACAUUCCACACGGAUCAAAAGAUCAAACUACUGAUCUAACGUCAGUGUAGUCCAGCAGAAAAGUUAACUCAACUACAAACCUGAUCCAGGGGGAUGAUAAAAAAAAUGAGAUAAAAUAGGAGCAAUGUGUUCUGAUUUUGGUUGUUGUCACAGCCAAAGUGUGCGCGUAUUGUGACCUAUUGUGUGUCAGUGUUUUAUCAUGCUCCUAGCAAACUGCCUCUAUUGACUCUUUCAAAGAGAAAACCUUAAUGGCCAAGGCUAGCAGGUUAGAGAUUUGAAUUUCAGUACAAGCACAGACUGACACUGACCUCUUCACAUUUUCUCUCUGCACUGCAGUUCUGCAUUUUAAACUACUCCAAUUGUCGGUUUGUUUAUUCGUUUAUUUCUAGGUAACACGGCUGUAAAUGUAAUCCUGUCUUUAUCGGAAUAACAAACUCAUACCAUUCUAUCCUAAGCUAUCUAAGGCCACAGACUUUACAGCAACUACUGCAUUUUAUAGUGAGUAAGCUCAAAUAAUAUUGUACCAGACUCCUACACUGUGCUUUAAUCGGCACGGUCCAUUCAACACACACACAUACACACCAACCAAACACACACACAAACACACCAAAUGAGACACCACAAGAUUCUUCAGUCAUCUGUUCUCUGAAUGUCCAGCUGUUUGUCUGUGUUUGUGACCAUGUUGCUCAUGCUCCCUUCAUGACUAUGCACCUCAAACUUUUGACUUGUUAAAAAAUACAUACCAGAAAUAAAAUGUGGAUUGAAAUACCAACUGAACUGUCUGAGUUUAUUCUGUUUUACUGCAACCUCAGAGAAUGUUUCGUCCAGCCAAUAGCUGAAAUAAAGAGUUUGAGUGCUCAAGAAUACUGUAUUUCCAUGAAGCUCUGUUUGUGGAUAUAUUCAGUGGAACACUGGUUGAACUGAGCUGCAGAGAGGAGUCAUGAACAUUUUAACAUCAUGAUUUCUCAUUGAAUAAAUCACCAGAAUUUUUUGAAAGGUAAUGCCACUCAUUUCUUGAGCUUUUCACUGGACUAAUGGAAUAAAUGAGAUAAAUCAUACUCUUUAAAUUUACAUGUCGCAAAAUAACUACAUCCAUUCUUUUUCUGUAUUUGUUAAUAAAUCUAUUAACGACACUUUAUUGAUAUAACUUGUAAAAUAAAAAACAACUAGAGAUGUUAAGGGUGACUAUAGUUUUUAAAGAAACAGCUAUAUACUGCCAUCUUAUGGAGGUUUUGAAACACAGCACCAAUGUAGGUUCCUGCAUGUCCGUCUGCUCAGUGAGAAUUGCAGUGCAAAAUAUGAAAUAAAAUAUGAUUUUUUUUUCCAUUUGCAAAUGGUUUUCAUCAUUUUUAAGAGAUUUUGUUAUGCUGAUUUACUUUGCACUGUCUUUAAAAAGAAAGAAAAUUUGAAGAUUUUAAAACGUAAAUCCUACAGACCAAUAAUGCCAUUUGUAACAAUAGGUACAAGUCAGAUGUUCAUGAGCCUUACUGACAAAGAUGACGAAAAAAAAAAAAACUGUUCCCACUCAGUUUCACAUGACCCUUUCUGUUAGUUAAGUUUAACUUCCUUAACCUUUCCCCGUUCAUUUUCAGUGGUAAUCCUUAACACUACGGAUGCAAUAUAUUUUGACUGGUGGUCUCCAUCAGGUCCUGGACCAUAGCAGGUGGACACGGCCCAUGAGAGCUGCCACUGAUGAGCUCUUGAUAAAGCACCAUGGUGCCAAAGACCUCCCGAAGCAGGUGGAUGCAAUCUAUGUUCACAUGGUGCAGAGGGCAUGCACUGACCCAACAGCUUUCUGUAUCCGACUACACGCCAGCAGAUCACCAGAUAUGUGAAGCAUCUGGCCAAACUGAAAACAACAACACUGCACUAGCAUCAACAACAGCAGAAGUAGAUGACCAAGAACUGUUUAUCCUGUGGUCAGCCAAAGUCAAGAUACCUUGGGGAUGGCACUUCAGCUCAUUUCUUUUAUCAGGGGAGGUGUGUUAAGUAUUUUGAUUGCUCCACAAGAUCUAUAUGACCUACAAAGAUGCCUUUUGAGCGGGGGGCUAGAAACUGCCAAACAGUGGGGCGCAGAGUGGAAAAGGGUGGCAGAGGAGAGGGCAAAGAGGAAGGCGGUGGUGCUGCAUCCAGCAGGUCACCUGUUCAGGCUCUGUCACCAAGUAUUAAAGCAGGGACCUGACAGCCAUCACAUUCACUUCCCUGGGGUACCAGAGAAGUACAUCUACAGCCUCCUCAGAUUGUUUUUUUCCUGCAAAAGCCAUGAGGUAUUGCCAGUGAGAUGACCUGGAGUUUCAGCAGUCUGCUGUUUUUGACGCUUAAAGGGGCAGAUGGGUCACAGAAACCAGAAAGGACUGCCUCAGGCCUAAAAUUGUUUACAUGUUCAUCAAUUUAAUAUGCAUAUAUAGUUCUCCUAAUAUUCAUUUGUGUUAUAUGUCAUCUUUUGGGGGACUUCAUGUGUGAUUUUGCGUUUUAUAAUCCAGAAUUCUGCUGCACUUUAUAAGUCUUAUUGUUGUUUUCAGACAAAUUAAAACCUGUUUAGUUGUUCUUUAGCACUAUGCUGUAUAAAUGUUAAAUCUUAUAUAACACUGUACGAUGUCUCAAAAUAAACAGUUUACCAGUCUAUUUGUGUUGUCUUUGGUUGUCCGGGGCCUUCAUCCUGAGGUGAUAUUUGAUUGUUCAUGGUGGAAAUGUCUAUAAUGAUACAGCUGGCCAACUCGUGUAGUCAUCAGCCUAUGAAGAGGUCCUCCAGAGUUGCUAUUGUGGUCCGUGACUCAUUUCAAGUCUUGUUGGUCUAUCUGAGUGCAGUUUCCAUACCACACUCUGCAGCAGUAGCAGUGCAGGGAGGGGGCACUGCUAUUGGCCUCACAUGAAGUGUGAGGAAUGAACAAAAAUUGAAGUGUGUUUCAGCUCUAUCUGACAAUCCUGGUGAGUUCACUUAGACCUGUACAAAAAUGUAUAAUCUCAAAGUGUUAGCAACCUUUUUUUCACUUUUUUUUUGCUUAAAUUCUUCCUUAAAACUUGUUACAAAAUUUGUUGCUGGAAAAGGAAGUACACUGACUGUAGGGGCCAAGCGACGCCUCCUCCAAAACACCUCUACUUAUAUACAACACCAUAUAAUAUAUGGUACUUUUACUAAAAGCCACAAUUGUAGCAUUUAUACAGAAAAGAAGUGAGGACAACACCGUCUGUGCUGAUUCACCUUCACCAUAACCAGGACUGAUGCUGACCUACAUACAGGAAGUGAAGAGACUGUUGUGGGGUCAGAGAGGUAUAGGCCUGCUCUCAGUUAAGUAAUAUAUUUGUGAUUUGAUAUUAUACAGUAAUGUGUAUCAGGGAUUUGGAACUGAACGAAACUAAACAUACAGGUGCAGCUCAAAUAAUGUGAAUUAGAAUGCCUUGAAACUUUCAUUUCUCCCCAAAUUCGAGUUAAGGGAUAUUCUGGCGUAAUAUUAAUUUGGGGUCAAACACACCGUAACACUGAGUAAGACCCCCCCUCAAGAGAUGAAUGUUGCCGAACGCUUGCUUCUCUAGUUAUACCGACUUUAGUAACGACAGCACGAUAGC
Molecule: messenger RNA, 22726 nt
Organism: Xyrichtys novacula (pearly razorfish)
Lineage: Eukaryota; Metazoa; Chordata; Actinopteri; Labriformes; Labridae
Source: the annotation of a GenBank genome assembly